AUGGGCAGGGUGAGUACGGCGCGGAUCAUCUUUUACGAGGACAAGAACUUCCAGGGUCGUCGCUAUGAGUGCGAUGGCGAGUGUGCAGACUUCCAUGCCUACCUGAGCCGCUGCAACUCCAUCCGUGUGGAGAGUGGCUGCUGGGUGCUGUAUGAGCGCCCCAACUACAUGGGGUACCAGUACGUGCUGACCCGUGGCGAGUACCCUGAGUACCAGCGCUGGAUGGGCCUCAACGACCGCCUCAGCUCCUGCAAGAUGAUCCACUUGGCCAGCGGGGCCCAGUACAAGAUCCAGCUGUUUGAUAAGAGUGAAUUUGGGGGCCAGGUGUUUGAGGCGACGGAAGACUGCCCCUCAGUCCUGGAGCGCUUCCGUGCUAGGGAGAUCCACUCCAUCAAGGUCCUGGAGGGGGUGUGGAUCCUCUACGAGCAGACCAACUACCGCGGGCGCCAGUACGUGGUGGAGAAAGGCGAGUACCGCAAGCCCGUAGACUGGGGUGCAGUGUGCCCCACGGUGCAGUCCUUCAGACGCCUCACUGAGUGA
Megalops cyprinoides (Indo-Pacific tarpon) is the source of this 540-nucleotide messenger RNA. RefSeq names its product gamma-crystallin S-like. The transcript has 3 exons. Gene Ontology annotation, molecular function: structural constituent of eye lens. Gene Ontology annotation, biological process: visual perception; lens development in camera-type eye. The coding region runs from base 1 to 540 and encodes 179 amino acids. Lineage: Eukaryota; Metazoa; Chordata; Actinopteri; Elopiformes; Megalopidae. The record is from RefSeq and is a predicted model, not a curated record.